Molecule: messenger RNA, 1152 nt
Organism: Pleurotus ostreatus (oyster mushroom)
Lineage: Eukaryota; Fungi; Basidiomycota; Agaricomycetes; Agaricales; Pleurotaceae
Exons: 1
Coding region: 1-1152 (383 amino acids)
Source: RefSeq, a predicted model, not a curated record
AUGUCGGUGUUCGCGAUGUACGUGCGGCAGGACGAGUUUCGUUCGAACGUCUCCGAGUCGUUGCUCGGCGCCACCUGCGAUACCCCGCUUUUGGAAUCCUUCGCGCUCUGGAUCGGGGGGCCGGGGGAAGACGCGGACGACGAGGAACUAGACGGUGCUGCUCUCGACCUCUUUGGUGGCAAGGCCCCCCCGCGCCUCGCUAAACUCGCUAUCGGCGGCUGGAAACUCAGCUGGGACUCACCCGCCUUUGGGAAUCUUACAAGCCUCCGUGUCGCCAGCCCCAACCGGUGCGGGAGCCAGUGCUUCGUGGAUGCGCUAUCGCGGAUGUCUUCGUUGGAAGAGCUCUUUCUGACGCGAUGCGUACCACUGAACUUCGGGCUUGAUCAUGAAGAUAUCGCGAUGACGAUCGACUUCCCCCGCUUGUCUACUCUCAGCUUCGAUGACCAUAUGAGCCUAUGCACCGCGCUCCUGCGACGCGUGAGGUUCCACUGCCUUGCGCACCUGGUCGUGAUCGCCGAAUCGUGCGAGCGCGAAGGAAACGAGGAAUACGCAUACGCUGCGCUGUUCGACGUCUGCAGGUCGCACCUCGAGCUCUACUUCUUCACGUAUCCUGCAUGCCAUCUCGCUGUCGAGAGCACGCUGUACUCCAUGCAGGCCGCGGCUCUCUCUAUGUCCGACGAACGAACUGGGCAGUUGGAAGACGUGCUGUUGCUGUCUAUCGCUCUUGAGGGACCGAUGCACGGCAGGGCGCUCGUUGACGCCGAAUUGCUCGCCUGGUCUUUCAACGUGAUCCCAGGCCGCGAAGUGCGAUCCCUGCAGUGUCGCCUCCCCCAUCACCAUCAGCUUCACCCCCGCUUUUGGACGCAGACGGUGUCUGCUGCGUUUCCCCGUUUAGAGGGUUUGUUCGUGGACGAGAAGACGUUGCGCGGCGUCAUGGGCGCGUUGGUCCAGGAGACUCCGGCGGCGGGGCGCAUCGCCCAAAUCCAAAUGCAAGAGGACGGAGUAUACGUAUCUCCACAGGAACUGUCGUUCCCUAAUCUAAGGCAUUUGAUCGCCCCGAUGACAGCACCCCUGCCCCCCAUCUAUACUGCCGUCCUGAAUCACCGACAAAUAUCGGGACUCCCCAUUUGGCUGACAAGGCCCAUGCAAUAG